GGGGCUGUGCGCUCGGUGCAGCUGCGCUCGUGGCGCUCGGACGGCCCGGACCUACUCGGUGCUCGGAGUAUGGACGGCAGCAUGGACGGUUUGGAUCUGUCCUCUGGCAUACUCAUUGAAUUUGCUGACAAUGGCUCGGAGGAGAUUGGCUCAGCUGACUAUGGAGACUAUGGAGAGCCAUGCUUUCAGCAUGAAAACGCUGAUUUCAACCGGAUCUUCUUGCCAACCAUCUACUCCAUCAUCUUCCUAACAGGAAUAAUCGGGAAUGGAUUGGUUAUCAUUGUUAUGGGCUACCAGAAGAAGCAAAGAAGCAUGACUGAUAAAUACAGGCUGCACCUCUCUGUGGCUGACCUCCUCUUUGUCAUCACCUUGCCAUUCUGGUCUGUGGAUGCAGCCAUAAGCUGGUACUUCGGAAAUGUCCUGUGUAAGGCAGUUCAUGUCAUUUACACAGUCAACCUCUAUAGCAGUGUCUUGAUUUUGGCUUUCAUAAGUUUAGAUCGUUACCUGGCAAUAGUCCAUGCCACCAACAGCCAGCGACCCCGAAAGCUGUUGGCUGAGAAGAUUGUGUAUGUGGGUGUCUGGCUGCCAGCUGUGCUUCUCACAGUGCCUGAUAUAAUUUUUGCCAGUACGAGUGAAGUAGAAGGACGGUAUCUCUGUGAUCGCAUGUACCCUCAUGACAACUGGCUGAUUUCUUUCAGAUUCCAGCAUAUCUUGGUAGGACUUGUCUUGCCUGGUCUAAUAAUCCUGACUUGCUAUUGUAUUAUCAUAUCUAAGCUGUCACAUUCAAAAGGCCACCAGAAGCGCAAAGCCUUGAAGACAACAGUUAUCCUCAUUCUUACCUUCUUUGCCUGUUGGCUGCCGUAUUACAUUGGCAUCAGCAUAGACACGUUCAUCUUGCUUGGAGUCAUCAGACAUCGCUGCAGCUUGGACACAAUCGUGCACAAAUGGAUCUCUAUCACAGAAGCCCUUGCGUUCUUCCAUUGCUGCCUCAAUCCAAUUCUUUACGCCUUCCUGGGUGCCAAGUUCAAAACAUCAGCACAAAAUGCCUUGACAUCUGUUAGCAGAGGAUCAAGCCUCAAGAUUCUUUCAAAAAGCAAACGUGGGGGACAUUCUUCUGUUUCUACAGAGUCAGAGUCUUCAAGUUUCCAUUCCAGCUAACGCUUUCCCUUGCCAUCCCUUCAUAAAUAGACACUUUAAAAGUUGCUCAAGAUCUCAGAAAAACAAGACUGACCAUAUUGUACAGAUUUAUUUUACAGUUGGAAUUUUUUAUUGCUUCUUUUAGUCUUUGUGAAGUUUAAUUGACUUAUUUAUAUGAAACUUUUGUAUUGAUAAACUGUCUAGGCAGGUCCUGUGGACAAGUGGUUAGUUCACAAAAGCUUGAGUGUUUGUUUGUAUAGAUAUGUGAACUAAACACUGGAUUGUAGCAAGUGACUGUUAAAAGAUUAGAAAAUAUUUCUGUUUAUAUGUAAAUGUUUUCAAUGUUGUUAAAUUCUUAAAUGUUGGCUGAAUAUUUUUGCCUUACUAGAUGUUUGGUUUACGAUAGCUUAACUCUGCUGUAGAAAUGGCACUUAUAACUAAAGCUGCCUCUGUUACAUGUUAGGGCUCGUUGUUUUUGUUGUGGGUUUUUUUUUUUUUCCAUUAUCAGUAAUUGAUGGUUGGACUUUUUUUUCUUUUGUUCAAGGUAAAUAAAAAUAUAUGACAAAAAGUCA
This is a messenger RNA of Gallus gallus (chicken), 1709 nucleotides long. It is a transcript of the gene CXCR4, whose product is annotated as C-X-C motif chemokine receptor 4. Gene Ontology annotation, cellular component: membrane. Gene Ontology annotation, biological process: G protein-coupled receptor signaling pathway; neurogenesis; immune response. The coding region runs from base 70 to 1158 and encodes 362 amino acids. Lineage: Eukaryota; Metazoa; Chordata; Aves; Galliformes; Phasianidae. The transcript has 2 exons. The record is from RefSeq and is marked validated. Gene Ontology annotation, molecular function: cytokine binding; chemokine receptor activity.